AUGUUCACUGAUAUGAGAAACGUCCCAAGGCCGCCACUUAUUCGGUCGAGUUACGUGCAGGCGGAUAAAACAAAAUGGUGUGAAUUCCAUCGGGGGUACGGACAUUUUACGAACGAUUGUUAUAACUUGCAGAAUGUUAUCGAAUGGCUGAUCAAAGAAGGGAAGUUACAGAAGUAUGUGAGAAGGGGAGAAGGAGAAGGAGGUAAAGAAGAUAAAUACAGGCGACCAGACCGUAGUCGGAGCCCGCCUAGAGGGGGAAACCGGGAGGCUGGUAAAAGUCAAAAAGAAAGGCAAGCAUCACCCAGUCAAGUCCAGAUGGGAAACAUAUGUACUAUAGCUGGAGGGCGAGCAGGGGGAGGAGAGUCAGGUAAUGCCCGGAAAAAACAUUUGAAAAUGUGCAUGGCUAUCUCAGAAAAGCCGCGUUUCAAGGAGGAAAGAAGAAAGACGGGCAAGCAAGUAGUUUUCGAAGACCUGGAUGAUGAGAUAUUAGACCCAGAGCAUGAUGAUCCUUUAGUGAUUUCAGGAUUGCUAGCAAACUAUCGAGUUGAUAGAAUGUUGGUAGAUCCAGGGAGCUCGGUAGACAUUAUAUUUUGGGACGCGUUCAGAAGAAUGGACUUAGAUUAUGAUCAACUGGAACCAUGUGGGGCUGAUUUGUUAGCCUUCACAGGAGAUAAAAUUAAGUCGUUAGGAUAUAUCCCAUUGAGGUUAACUUUGGGAAAUGCACCUACGCAUAAAACGGUCACCUUGUCGUUUGCAGUGGUAGAUUUGGGCUCCGCGUACAAUAUUAUUUUGGGAAGACCAUUCAUGAAGAAAUUUAAGAUCUUUUUGUCGAUAGAUUAG
This is a messenger RNA of Gastrolobium bilobum, 840 nucleotides long. RefSeq lists its product as uncharacterized. The coding region runs from base 1 to 840 and encodes 279 amino acids. NCBI's taxonomy places the organism in Eukaryota, Viridiplantae, Streptophyta, Magnoliopsida, Fabales, Fabaceae. The record is from RefSeq and is a predicted model, not a curated record. The transcript has a single exon.